Messenger RNA from Oryzias latipes (Japanese medaka), 3701 nucleotides. RefSeq lists its product as uncharacterized. Lineage: Eukaryota; Metazoa; Chordata; Actinopteri; Beloniformes; Adrianichthyidae. The record is from RefSeq and is a predicted model, not a curated record.
UUAGGAUGCAUGAAGUUCUCAGUUUUUGACUCUAUUUUGUCUUUUUAUUUAAUGUAGUAAUUUUUUUUUUUAUGGACUAAAUUGACUAAAGUUAGUUAUGGCUCCUCCAAAUAUGCUUACUUUUAAUUUAUGUUUUGUUUCUAAGAAAACUACAAAGACAGUAAAUUAAUUGUAAAUUCUGAGACAGUCAUAAGUUAAGGGACUACUUUUGAAUAAGAAAAAUGAAUAUUUCGUAGUGUACUGUUUGUACAGAUGUAAAGUACAUUAUAAUAAUCUGACUAAAUGAGUCGAAAUUUUGAGAACAUAAGAAAAUAAAAAUAAAAAGACUUUUUCCAGAAGAUGAAGUUUUUUGAAUCUUGUGACAAAUUUGCUAUCAAACCCAAAGUUUUAUGUCAAAUUUAAGAUGGACAGCCAGUUUAAGAAAAUGGGCUAUGAACCCCAAAGUCCGCGUUGGAUCCUCACUACGUGACUGCAGUUUCAAAUACAAUGCAUGGUCCAGUGAAACACGAGUCAUGAAGGCUGCUCUUGAGCUAAAAGGAGGAAAGAGUGCUGCAGAAUAAUAAAGGCCUCUUCUUGUUCUUCUCUGCAGCCUUCAUAAACACUUUGCAGAGGUGAACGCAGCUCUUUUAUUCUCAUUUUCUGGACUCUUUCAUCCUCUCUGGGUGCAGAGGGCAGAAAGGACUCUGAGGUCCACGUUUAUGAAAUCAAAAAGUUCUGUUUGCAAUUUACACAGACAGGGCUGAACAUUCAAAGAAAUGUGCAUCCCUGCUGCAGCCCCCACACUCUCUGUGGGACAUGAAAGGAGCACUCAUUUACACCCCCACCUCACCCUCUCCUGCCUGCAGGGCAAAUGUGCAGAGGUUACUUAACAACAGUGUGUUUAAUUAAUUGGAAAACACAUUUUUCUUAAUGGUUAUUAUUCAGACAUGAAAUGAUCUCUUUGUUCCCGGCGCUCAGACAUAAUUACCCCCCUUGGGACCCCUCUGAGAAGGAAGAGACAGCUUCAGAUGAAGCUGCUGCUGUUUGGAUCUCUGUACCUUCUCUCAUCUGCAGAGGAUGCAAGAAAAAAACCUAGGAGAAGAUGCAACAAGUCCAGAACGUACCUAAUCCCCCUCCAGCAGCAGAAGAUCCAAGAUGGAGUUAGAGCAGACACAGCCCCUCAGCUGUCCUUCAGCUGAUCCACAUCUGAGCUGCUGCGGUCCAGAUCAGAGUGACAUGGCUGGACAUUAACCCUGCAGUUUUUUUUCCAGAGGUGCAAUGAAUGCAGCAUGGAGUGGCUGCUGUCAUGUCACAGAAACUGUAUAUCUGAUUGUUUUUGGACUCAAACAAAGGUUCAGUAUUUAUUUGCUGAUCGAGGAUGGACGGUUCUCCUCAGCAGACCUUAGUGAACAAGCAGCUCCAGGCCCCGUCAAACCAGAGUCUAGACGUGCAGGUCCAUCUGAAAGAUCCAAAUCCAGAGGAUCAUAAUGGGCGAAGAGGACAGAUGUCAUCUCAAUGUCUGGUCCAAGAUCUGGAUCAAGAGGAGCAGAUCCAGGACUCUGUGGACAGAGGGUCCAACCUGAACUCUUGUGCAACCAAUCAGAGAGAAGCUGAGGAGUCGGGAGGUGGGUUCCCGGCACUGGUCGUCACUGAGCCAGAGGAGUCCCUUGGAGCUGCGCCUGCUGCUGCAGCAGCUUCUCGGAAAACUCACAGACCUGCAGACCUGGUCAUCAGCUCCACCAGCUUUGGCUGUGAUGGAGCCGACAUGAACUGCUUUGACCUGCUGUCUCCCAGGAGCGACUCCUUCUCUGUGACCAGCGACUCCAGGAGGAGUGAAGACGACACAAGCAGCGUGGCGGCCUCAUCUGUCAUGUCUCUGUUCCACAGGGUGCAGCUGGACCCUCUGGAGAAGGACUGGCUGAGGAGCUCAGCUCUGGGGAACACUGCUGCUCAGCGCCUCCUGCUCACUCAGGAGCCCAGCCUCAUUCUAAAAAAGGACUUCAUCUCUACGGCACUUCACUGGGCAGUCAAGCAGGGCCGCAAAGACGCCGUGGACAUGAUGCUUCACUCCGGCGCCGAUGUUAACGUCAGAUCGGGUUACACGGCUCUUCAUUUGGCCUCCAUUCAUGGACACGAAGACAUGGUUCGAACCCUGAUCAGCAGCUAUAAUGCUAAGACUAACAUUCGAGAUUACCAUGGCAAGAUGGCCGUUCACUACUGGAAGGGUUCCAGUGACGUCUUUAACCAGCCCAACCUUCAGCCAGAUGGGAGUUUCUUCCAGGCUCGCCGCUUACAGCGAUUUGCUCUUCCCUCUUUUCGGCUGUCGCGCUCUCGCAGUCACGGACAGCUUCACCUGGAGUUUAGGACUCUGCCUCAGACUGCAUCACACGAUGCACUGGACCUCCAUGUGUAACGUCCACCAUCCUGGUUGGCCCAAAGACGCCUGGUCAUUAGCGAUCACAGUCAACGAUUAUCCAUGAGACUAUAAAAUGUCUGCCUAAAGUGGGAUGACCACAGGCCACUGACUGGAAUUCAUGUCUCCCAACUUACAAAUGACCAAUUGGGCGGGACAAUUUAAAGAAAGUUGUGUUAAGGCCACCCACCUGCCAAUCAAACAUGCAUAAAUUUGAUUUCGAUUUUAAGAAAAAUUGCUCAAUUUAAUUUUUUUUACUCACGGGUUUACAAUAGUUUUUGGUGGGUUUAAAAUUUGACUUAUUUGCGCUUAACGACAAAUUACUCUCCAGUGGCCGUUUGAGGAACUGCAUAUUUAGUCCUUGAUUUACAUUGGGAAGCAGGCAUUGCGGCUAGUUUGUGAUUAUGAAAAAAACAAACAAAAACUUUUUUGAACUGUGCAGGGAAAUUCAAACUCAACUCUUAACGUGAGUUUCCCUAAAAUUCACCGAAGCUACCUGAUUCAUUUCUUUUAGUCUUUUUUUUAAUUUACUUCAAAGCAAAAACAAAAAAAAUCCAAUUUUGUCUGAAAAGCUGUCUCAGUGGUGUCCUUUUCUGCUGAGGUGGCGGUCCCUUCUAAAUCUGAGCAUGUGCUGAUCCCAGCAUGAAUCACAGCGGGACUCCCCCUCACGCUGAACUCCUUCUGCUCAGAAUAACUGCCUUUCAGGUUCCAGCUGAACAGAAACUUUUUGUUUAAGUUAGUUUUUGAAAGUGGCCCUGAAUGACCCUCAAUACACGAGCGUAGACCAGGGGUUUGCAAGCUUUAAAAGUCAAAGAGCCAUCUGAGCUUCUUUCUUUACUUGAUCCGCAAAGUCCAAUUGUACCCUUUUGAAGGGCGGCAGUGGCUCAGGCGGUUGAGCGGGUCGGCCAAUGAUCGAAGGGUCGGCGGUUCGAUCAACUAGGCAAGACACCUACAGCAUUGCUCCACUGGUGUUAGGUAGACUGCCGGUAUGCGCCUACUGGCAUACUGGCAGCGACGCCUCUGUCAGUCUGCUGGGAUUACAUCGGUAGCUUACCAUCACCUUGCGUGAAUGGACACAAUGUGAGCGCUUUGACGUCUGGAAAAGGGCAGAUAAAUCCAAUCCAUUAUUAUUAUUUGUUCUUUACAGUGUAACUUUUAUAAUAAAUAUCAAUUGUAUGAUUUUUGGCAUAAGUAAAAACAAAAAUAUAAAGAAAAAAUAGCAUUUUUUUCCAAAUGUGAAAAUGUUUGUAUUACUUUUGACUGAAGUUUGUGUGACUUCCUUUCAAAAUAAAAGACAUUCUGUGCCAAA